Messenger RNA from Cyprinus carpio (common carp), 771 nucleotides. RefSeq names its product nebulin-like. Gene Ontology annotation, cellular component: Z disc. Gene Ontology annotation, molecular function: actin filament binding. The record is from RefSeq and is a predicted model, not a curated record. Gene Ontology annotation, biological process: cardiac muscle thin filament assembly. The coding region runs from base 16 to 771 and encodes 251 amino acids. NCBI's taxonomy places the organism in Eukaryota, Metazoa, Chordata, Actinopteri, Cypriniformes, Cyprinidae. The transcript is spliced from 7 exons.
UUCAGAAACACCGAGAUGGAGAGAGUUAAACGCAAUCAGCAAAAUAUUAGCACGAUAAAAUACAAGGAUUCAAUGGGACAAGGCACAGCCAUACCAGACCUCCCCGAGAUGAAGCGGGUCAAAGAGAAUCAGAAGCACAUCAGCUCGGUUUUGUAUAAGGACCUGUCUGCGAAGGGAACGCCUGUGGUGUUCACUCCAGAGAUGGAGCGGGUCAAACGGAACCAAUUGCAGAUUAGCGCGGUUCUGUACUCGGACAGCUUCCGUAAGCAGGUGCAGGGCAAGGCCGCCUUUGUGCUGGACACCCCUGAGAUGAGACGUGUUAAAGAAACCCAGCGUAUCAUUUCUGGAGUCAGAUACCACCAGGACUUUGAGAAGAGUAAGGGCAGCUUCACCCCCACCAUCUCUGACCCCGUCACUGAGCGCGUGAAGAGGAACACCCAGGACUUCAGUGACAUCAGCUACCGUGGGAUCCAGAGACGUGUGGUGGAGAUGGAGAGGAGACGUGCAGAGGAGCACGAUCAGGAGACCACCACCGAUCUGCGUGUGUGGCGCACAAACCCCGGCUCUGUCUUUGACUAUGACCCUGCCGAGGACAACAUCCAGUCCAGAAGUCUUCACAUGAUGUCAGUCCAAGCCCAGCGUCGCAGUAAGGAGCACUCCCGCUCCACCAGCGCAAUGAGUGGUGUGGGCGAUGAGAAGUCAGAGGUGUCUGAGAACGUGGACCACCACGCAUCCCUCUACAGCAAUGGCUUCAUUAUAUCCGAAAAAUAA